Candoia aspera is the source of this 1362-nucleotide messenger RNA. RefSeq names its product growth arrest and DNA damage inducible alpha (gene GADD45A). Lineage: Eukaryota; Metazoa; Chordata; Lepidosauria; Squamata; Candoiidae. The transcript has 4 exons. Bases 291 to 770 code for a protein of 159 amino acids. Gene Ontology annotation, biological process: regulation of cell cycle. Gene Ontology annotation, cellular component: cytoplasm; nucleus. The record is from RefSeq and is a predicted model, not a curated record.
GAGCGGUGCUGUACUCUGUUGCUGGCGGUGCGGGACUCGAUCGAGAGGCGCAAGGCUGCAAGCGGAGUGGGGCAAAGGGGACUCGGAGCAAAGGGCAAGAAGAGCAGGAGCAGCAGCCGAGGCUGAGGAUUGGCUUGUUUGAGAGACAGAGACCGCCGGUUUGCUUGAAAGCAGCCGGAGGAGAGCACCCCUCCAGGACGUCUAGAAAGAGAGUGGAGGAGGAACAGGGCAGGACGCCCGAUCCCCGCUGCCUCUUCCCGUCCCUCUCUGCAGGGACCUGCAGCUGCAACAUGACCCUGGAAGAUCUGGCUGGGGAGCAUCAAGCUUUUGGAAGCAUGGAGAAGGUGGGGGAUGCCCUGGAAGAAGUCCUGAGCAAAGCCCUGACUCAGAGAAGCAUCACCAUUGGGGUGUAUGAGGCUGCCAAACUACUCAAUGUGGAUCCAGAUAAUGUGGUGCUUUGUCUGUUGGCAGCAGAUGAGGAAGACAACCAGGAUGUUGCUUUACAAAUUCACUUCACCCUGAUUCAAGCUUUUUGUUGUGAAAAUGACAUUAACAUUCUUCGAGUGAGCAACCCAAGCCGCCUUGCAGAGCUUCUGCUUUUAGGGGCCGGUGGUGGGGGUGAACAGCCUGCAGACCUGCACUGUGUGCUUGUAACAAAUCCACAUGCUUCUCAAUGGAAGGAUCCAGCCCUAAGUCAGCUGAUCUGCUUUUGCCGUGAAAGCCGCUACAUGGAUCAGUGGGUCCCAGUUAUUAACCUGCCUGAACGGUGACAACAUGUGAAUAAGGCUGAAUUGAAUAGAGAAAAAUUGCACUGAAGUUUCAAGAUACUUUAGUUAUUUGCUCAGGAAGUAAUUUCCCAGCCUGACACAAGGAUUACAGUAAUUGAGGUCAAGUCGGUAGGCUGAGGUUGAACUGCACGUUGUGUGAAACUGAAGGAUGUUUGACAGCACGGUUGGCAAAUGAUGGACUUGAAGCAGAAGCCAUGUUGAGAGAGCAAUAGGAAGCCCCUGGAGGAAGUCAAGAGCUCUGCAAGACGGUUGUGAAAUCAAGGGUGGCAGAGUCCCUUUCAGAACCCACCAAGGGGGCUUGGUUGGAGUUGUAAGAAAGGAAGCUCCUAGUUUCCGUUUUAACUACCUUUCACUUUUGAGACCGAAAAGGGUUUGUUACUCUAGCAACUAUUCUGUUUCAACAUGCUGAUUUCUUCAGUUUUUAUUCUAAGAAAUUAAAUUAUUUUAUGAGACCAGUGAAAGAUUUAUUUAUGCUAGGGAUUUUGUGCACCACUUGUAUUAAAAUGGUUGAACUGCUGCCUUUUAAUUGUUUGAAAUUGGACUGUGCUCACUGAAAUAAAACAUUUAAAAACCA